Leguminivora glycinivorella is the source of this 2135-nucleotide messenger RNA. Its product is annotated as organic cation transporter protein-like. Gene Ontology annotation, cellular component: membrane. The coding region runs from base 228 to 1868 and encodes 546 amino acids. The record is from RefSeq and is a predicted model, not a curated record. Gene Ontology annotation, biological process: transmembrane transport. The transcript is spliced from 8 exons. Lineage: Eukaryota; Metazoa; Arthropoda; Insecta; Lepidoptera; Tortricidae. Gene Ontology annotation, molecular function: transmembrane transporter activity.
UCACUAGUUGGAGGCGAGUUAUCAACUUAUCAUGUAGUCGCUAGGCUGGAAGUUAAUUUGGAUUUAAUUAUUUCGUAGGUUAUUUUUUGCCAUUUUAUAAUAUGUAGUUUCAUGAAUUGAACUUUGCGCUGAUCAGUAUUUCAUAAAUUGAUUGAUUAAAUUUAGUCUGAUUCAAAGAUAAUCUCCGUUCCUGAAUUGCCGAAAAAAGUUCAAAUUAAAACAACAACAUGGGGACCAAAAAGGACAAAACGGCCGAAAAGAACAAGGUGUACGACAUCUCAGAGGUGACGGAGUUGUUCGGAAAGUUCCAGAAAAUGCAGUUCUUUUACUGCUGUCUUCCGGCCAUUUUUGUCACUAUGAUUAAUAUUAACUAUGUGUUCACCGUCGGUGAUGUCAACUAUAGGUGUCGUAUCCCAGAAUGCGAAGGCAACCAGUCAGAAUACUCUCAAACCUGGUUUCCUGACUCCGUAGACAGAUGUUCACGACCUGUUCUAGAAGACAGCUGGAAUGGAACCUGUUCCAACACCAGCUUCACUGGCGCUGUGGAGAAAUGCGACUCCUGGGUGUAUGAGAGCAACAACACAGUUGUAUCUGAGCUUGACCUGGCCUGCCAGCCGUGGAAGACUAACCUCGUCGGGACAGUGCAUAGCGCAGGCAUGGUCAUGUCAAUGACUGUCUCUGGGUGGAUGUCUGACAAGUUCGGCCGCAAGCCAACGCUAGUGAUCUGCUCUAUCGGUGGCAUCCUGGGCCACCUGAAGACCUUCGUCACCGCCUACUACCAGUACAUCGUCAUCGAGUUCUUCGAGGCUUGCAUCACGGGCGGGUCCUACUCUGCCGCUAUGGUCAUCAUGAUAGAAAGCAGCGGCAAAGACCAAAGAGUCCUAGCGGGCGUGAUCUUCGCCUACGCCAUCUAUGUCGGUGAAGCCCUCUUCGCCUGCAUCGCUAUGGUCAGCACCUACUGGAAGACCCUCAUCCGGAUCAUCUGCAGCCCGCCCAUCUUCUUCCUCUCUUACUUCUACUUCGUCAGAGAAAGCCCGCGAUGGCAGAUCUUAAAUAACAAAAUCGAACAAGCCAAAGAAACUUUACUAGUAAUAGCUGAUACGAAUAAGCUUAACAUAGAUCGUCACGACUUUAUCAACAUAGAUGAAGCAAAGUUGAAGACUAAGUUUAACUUGGGAGCGUACGAGACGAAAGAGUCUUGGAAAAGGGUGUUCACGUCUAAGGAGAUUUGGAAGAGGUUGCUGGUUUUGAUGGUGUGUAGAUUCACAGCCUCGUUUGUGUAUUACGGGCUGAUGGUGAACUCUGUGUGGCUGCCGGGGAACAAGUAUACGAACUUCUUGCUGGCGACGGUGAUGUCGUUUCCUGGGGAGGUCGUGGCGCUGAUGCUGAUGAACAAGUGCGGGAGGCGGCUGCCGUUGUUGUACGGGUAUAUUUUAUGUGGUGCGUUAUGCGUUGGUUCUGCGUGCGUCCCUGAAGAUGCCGUAUGGGCCAAGAUAACCCUGUUCCUGCUGGGUAAGAUGCUCAUCGCCGCCUGUUUCACGGGAGCCAUCACGUACACGAUGGAGUUGUUCCCGACCAGCGCCAGGGGAACUCUUAUGGGACUGUGCUCCUUCAUGUCCAGGGUUGGUGGGAUGCUGGCGCCUAUCACGCCUAUCUUGACACCUAUACACCCUGCACUACCAUCCAUCUUUUUCGGCGCCGCGGCUUUUCUGUCUGGAAUCUGUCUCCUGUUCACACCUGAAACGCGCAACUUACCCCUGAUGGACACCGUCGACCAAGUCGAGGAGAGCGUGAGACAAACGAGAGAAAAGAAAAGACAAGGAAGCGAAAAUCCUGGGUUUGAGGACAAUGCUGACACAAGCCUUUGAGCCUCUUAUUCCUUUUAGAGAUAAGCUACCGACUGAUGUAACUAAAUCGACCAAAAACAUAAUGUAACAAUAAUCUGUUCUUGCCGAGGUACAAGUACCUGGGUAUAUCUUACUUACUGUGAUGUGGAUAUCCCUGCUGGGAUGUAUUUCUAGUUAUUUACUUAUUUAGGCAAUUUUCACUAUAUCAUAGUUUUUCCUGCUCAAUGAACUUCUUAGAGUAAGCUUAAUUACAUAAGAAUGUGACAAAUUAAAUGGUUCUCAAUUAUA